AUGGCAAAGCCUGUUGGAGCUGGGAAGGUGAAAGCGUCCUUGCGCUGUGCUUCUCCGGAGCCAGAGGAUGAUGCCUUUGGAAGCUUCAGACGCAAGCGCUACAGCCGAAGCCGCAGCAAGAGCCACAGCGAGGAGAGGCCGACAGCUGAAGCAAAAGUAGAGAAGAAGCGAAGACAGAAAGAGUUUGCGUGGAUGGACUCAGAGGAUGAAGCAUCUGACAAUGGUGACGCAGAAGAAGAUGAGAAACCAAGACAGAAACAAUCGCCGAAAGCCGACGAGAAGGAAGAUAGCGAUCACGAAGCAGAACGCACGUCGCCAGCCCCUACGACUGCAGCCGAAGUGCAGACCCUGGGUCAAAUGAUGCGUCUGAUGGAGUCUUGGCAGAGGCAGCGUGGCAAGAUUCUGCGUUUACCCAUGCCGGAGCUGUCGGAGGUUUGUCAAGCAGCAGCACGAGUAAAAUACUACGAUGCCGGGAGCUUCGCUGACAUUAUGGCCGCCGUAAAGGUUCACCUCCGUGGGCACACAUCACUUCGUCCGGAAGAUAUUGCUGGGGUGUUGAGUGGCCUCGCGGACGUGAAUGGUUACGAGAAGGAGCUGUUUGACCUGGCCGCUCAAGCGCUGAACCGUACGACGGGCCAGAUUCUGCGGCCUGCCAGGAAGGCCAUCCUGGACGCAUUCAAGAAGGUCAAGCACCGAACGGACACCCACACGGUUCUUCGGGAGAUGUCCGAGCAGGAGGCAAAAGCACGCUACGAGGAUAAGUGCUAUGAGGUGGCGGCGAGCUGGCAGAAGCCAGGUGAAGUCGCAGGUGACGUGCGCGCAAGAUUCGCAACACUGUAUGGUUGUCGACUGCGUGGGGUUCGAUGGGAUCGGUACGAGGGGCAGAACGGUGUUUUCUUGCAGAUUCAGGGCACAGCCAGCCUGGACACGACACCUCGAAAGAGCGAUGCAGACGAAACCGGGGAUGAUGCGGGCAAAGUCAAUGUCCGGCGGGUGCUUUGCACGUCUCUUCCCAGUGGAGAGGUGGCCCCGGAGGACAGAGAUCUGCCGAGCGCUGCUGGCGCAAUCGGAGGGAAGGCCCUUGCUGCGGCGCUGCGGCUGCUUUGCGCGGUGUCCAUGGUAAUCCCGCAGGCAGCGCUUGUGGCUCGCAACCUUGCGGGGUGCAGGUGUGCCAUGUGCGCGAUGGACGAGUACAGGUCGGAUUCUGUGAUUCUGUGUCACACUUCCUUCAUCCGACCGGCAGAAGUUGUGCCGACUGAGGUGGAGAAUGAGAUUCCACCUUGGGAGGUUAUCGUGCGGCGAUCAUUGGACGUGCUUAACCGGGCGUCUGCCACAGGUCGAAGCAAGCCCUUCCGAAAUCUGAUCACCGACAGGGAUGGCACGACCAACAACUACUGCGAUCGGUAUGCCUCGAGCGUGCAGUCUGCAUACAAUGCUGCGUGGCUCUCUUACUUUGCUCGACACUGUGUCGACAAUGCCGUCUUUAUCACGGCGGCGCCGCUUGGUGGAAGGCCGAGUGCUGAAGGCUUGAUGGAGCUCUGUGUCGCACCGAGAGGCUACUUUGUUUAUACUGGCUCUAAAGGCCGUGAGUACUACAGUGAUGCUACUCAGCAGCUUCUCGAAGCGGAAGAGCUGCCGAAAGAGCAACGGGAGUUGGUCGAGGAGCUCCACCGGCGAAUUCUAGCCUUAUGCCAGCAGCCAGGGAACACGAAGUUUCUCGGCAUUGGCUCCGGCCUUCAGCGGAAGUUUGGUGAGGUCACCAUGGCCAGAAACGAUCCAGCUGGAACAGUACCGGAGCCUGAAAGCCGACGGUUCAUGGCAGCUGUGCGACGCGUGAAAGAAGAACUGGAUCCGGACGGAACAGGCCUCGACUUGCACGACACCGGCACGGACAUGGAGAUCUUCCCACGGGUCAUGGGUGGCAGACCGUCCUUCGACAAAGGUGAUGGAGUGCAACGGUUGGACCAGAAGCUGGGUCUUCACAUGGUGGAAGGUCCGAACAUCGUCUGCGGCGACACCGGCAGUGAUUUGCCCAUGGUUCUUGCUGCUCUACGGCUCAUGUGUGGAGACAAGAUGGUUGAGCGGUGGCAGGAGCGAUUGCGGCAGGAGGAGACGGAGCAGACCGGCGAGCAGGAGGAGGAGCCAGAUGACGGAGAGAUGGAUGAAGCUGCCAAGGAAGAAGCGGAACGGAAGGCGCGUGAAGAAGAGGAGGAGGAGCGGGAGGCGCGUGUUUCCGCUGGAAAAUUGGCUGUGUUGUUCGUGGCGUCCCCGGAGUCGUACUCCAAGAGCCCAAAGGUGGCUGACCAGGUCCGCAAAUGGUGUGACCUAUCCGGGGCGCAUUGUGCCGUUCUGCCGUCACCGGAUGUUUUGGUGUACACUCUUGCCAAGUUUGCUGAGGAGAGGUCCGGCUCGUCGGUCACAACAUGUCACCACGGUGAACCUGUGGGCGACCCGGAUCUUGAAAGGGACUGGACACUGACCUCGCUCCCCCAUCGUGAUUCGGUGACCUCGCUUCCUGAACUGCCCGAGCCCAGUGGAGGCUCGCCCAGCCUGAUUCCAGGCAAGGCGUGGGCGCCGUAA
This is a messenger RNA of Symbiodinium necroappetens, 2580 nucleotides long. NCBI's taxonomy places the organism in Eukaryota, Dinophyceae, Suessiales, Symbiodiniaceae. The record is from the annotation of a GenBank genome assembly.